CUUGUUUGCUCUUGUCGAUACCCAAGCUGUGCCUUGCUUGAGCACGGUGAAUCUCUAUUCACACCUGAUUCAUCCAAUCUCGCUCUUUCUGAAUACUCACUCUUCUCGUUAUCACCGAAUUGCCUCGACUCGAUCUUUGCGAACCACCAACCACCUUCGAACCCCCUUGACACAUUCCCUCUAUUCGCCACGUUCGUUCCCCUGUUUUACUAUAUCCACCACCGCAAUCUACCAAAAUGAACGUCAAUCGGAAAUUCGAUCGUUUCAAGCAAUGGGCUGGCGAGAGAAUGGGGGGUGAAGUCAAGACCAAUUUGUCAGAUGACUUCAAGGCCUUGGAAACGGAGAUGAACGUGCGCCACGAUGGUGUCGACCGCAUCCACAAGGCAACCGCCGCUUAUAUCAAGUCCAUCUCGAAGCGCAGCGAAGGCGAUGAUAAGGAGAAGACGCUGCCUAUCGCCCAUUUGGGUAGCAGCAUGGUUGGUCACGGCGAAGACUUUGAUGCAAACUCUGAGUAUGGACGUUCCAUGAUCAUGCUCGGUAGAGCGGAGGAGCGCUUGGCUCGCCUCCAGGAUGCCUAUAUUUCCCAGGUGAACGCAGGGCUGCUCGAGUCGCUCGAACACUCUUUAACCCAGUUGAAAGACUACCAGACGGCCCGCAAAAAGCUCGAUGGUCGCCGUCUGGCAUACGAUACAUCGCUUUCCAAGAUGGAGAAAGCGAAGAGGGAGGACUUCCGCGUGGAGGAGGAGUUGCGGACCCAGAAGGUCAAAUAUGAAGAGGCUAACGAUGACGUUUGCCGAAGAAUGCAGGAUAUCAAGGACUCGGAAGCCGAGGGCGUGAUCAAUCUGGAGGCGUUUUUGGAUGCUCAACUGAGCUACCACGCAAAAUGCCAGGAGGUGCUGCUCCAGCUCAAGAGCGAGUGGCCUGGCAGACAACCUCUUUCCCAGACUCCCAAUGGCCGUCGCCCAGGCCGCCCCCGCUCCAACACCGCACACUCUUUCGCCGAUCGCUACGAGCCGUUGCACGAGGAGGAUCAUAAUGGUGCGGAUGUCCGGCCGAUUAUCCGCUCCUCUCGAGCCACUUCGAUUGAGCCGACGGGUAGAGAGGUCUAUCCGCCUGAUGCUUACUCGAGCCGGCCCGUACUGAGCAGGACCUCAACGUUUGAGGGUCCUACGCAGUUGCGCCAGGAUUCCAAUUCCAGCCCGUAUCAGUGGCCGUCUCGGUCAGCCAGUGAGAACUAUAUUGGCCGCCGAAACAGCAGUCAAACCCGCCCUGCCGGUAGAGGAUAUGCUGAUCCGUACAUGGAUCCGUCUGAGGAUGACAGUCCACGCAGCGGCACUAGCCCAGACCGAUCUUACAUGGGACGCAACGAAUCGCCUGGGCCAUCCUAUGGCAGCGUGGUGACGAGAAGAUCCAGCUCGAACACCCUCAACAGCGCAUCUUUGCACAAGAAGGCCCCUCCACCUCCGCCCCCUCGCGCUAAGAAGCCCGCCCCUCCACCACCCCCUAUGAAGAGGGUGAUUCCGAUCGGAGGUGACGCGUAGGUGGCUGGACACACCUACGUUGCUGCAAUUAUAU
Messenger RNA from Aspergillus japonicus CBS 114.51, 1575 nucleotides. Its product is annotated as BAR domain protein. Gene Ontology annotation, cellular component: cytoplasm. The record is from RefSeq and is a predicted model, not a curated record. Bases 237 to 1541 code for a protein of 434 amino acids. Gene Ontology annotation, molecular function: protein binding. The transcript is spliced from 5 exons. NCBI's taxonomy places the organism in Eukaryota, Fungi, Ascomycota, Eurotiomycetes, Eurotiales, Aspergillaceae.